Messenger RNA from Phycodurus eques (leafy seadragon), 4015 nucleotides. It is a transcript of the gene cbx4, whose product is annotated as chromobox homolog 4 (Pc class homolog, Drosophila). Gene Ontology annotation, biological process: negative regulation of DNA-templated transcription. NCBI's taxonomy places the organism in Eukaryota, Metazoa, Chordata, Actinopteri, Syngnathiformes, Syngnathidae. The record is from RefSeq and is a predicted model, not a curated record. The transcript is spliced from 4 exons. The coding region runs from base 907 to 2883 and encodes 658 amino acids.
UAAGGCGUCCAACUUGUCAACAACUUUGUCAGUUGUGCUUCGCGUCCCCGUGACCUUCGCGACUGCCGUGACCUUGCCCUUUGAACGACGUCCUCGCCCCUCCCCCCAAAGUGCACCUUAUCAAUAAAGUGCGGCCGCUUUUGGGACGUCGUCGGCGAGGCAAACGUGCUUCGUUAAGCGUGUAAAAAACAGAACAUUUUGUGGGGCGUCAUUGAAGGGAAGGGGGCAUAUUUGCCUCCAAAUGGUCUUUCCCCAUCCGCACUCGGGAGUUGUGGAAAUGCACUUGAAACUGAGCAACUUCCUUCUCGGUUCCUCCCAAACGCAAGCCGACGUCGGCGUUUGAUUGUUGUUUUGUUUGCUUCGAGCGGACCUCAAACUGCACCACUUUUGUUUUUGUUUUUUCACGUCGCGUUUCAGGGCACUCGACGCAGUCGAACAAUCGGUCUUGCAGAAGUGAACGCACCCUCGUCUGAGUGUUGAUUGUGCUUUUUUGCGUCGCACCUGCAAGCUCGACGUCUUUGCAUCCUAAUUGCCUUUCUCGUCGACGUCGCCAAUGCUCUUAAAAGCAGCACGACUUGCGAAUCUGAAAUGUCGAUUGCUUGUGAACAGACCACUCCCCCCCCCGACCACCACCCCCCUCCAAAAAUGUUUUGCAUUCCGCCCAUACAUGAAGCAGACGAGAGCGUCGGUGCUUCUCGGUUCCUGCCGCGAAAGUGACGAGCGGCGGCGCUUACGUGACACUCCAGCGGAGGAUUUAUUUGAAUUCCCACAGCAAGAAGGAGCAGGAGGGAUGGAGCAGAAGCGGGAGAGGUCUCCACCCCUCCGGUGACGUCAUGCGGCAGAGAGGCGCUUUUUGCACGCCCGGCUCGGUUGACGUCGCGGGCUCGCUUGUGCUUCUGGCUGUCGAUGCAAACCGGCGGCGGGACGACGCGAGCGCCACUUCGGAUUCGGACACGCACCGGAAAAGUAGCGAGCGAGCGCGAGCGCGCGCGCGCGCCGAGUCUCGCGUCGUCUUUUUCCUUCCGUUUCUUCUUUUCCUUUUCUGCUCUCGCUCGAGGUCGGAUUGCGGCGAGAAUGGAGCUCCCCGCCGCCGGGGGGCACGUCUUCGCGGUGGAGGGCAUCGAGAAGAAGCGAAUUCGCAAGGUAAGGCGCACGCACGGCGGCGCGUUGCGGGGAAAGCAAGCGAAAGCGAGACCGACGGUGCACGUCUCGCAGUGGCGCGUUGCAAGCCAAGCCUCCGGGGAAACAUGUUGUUGUUGUUGUUGUUGUUUUUCUUUUUCUGUGUGUCUUCCGCCGCAGGGGAAGAUCGAGUACCUGGUCAAGUGGCGGGGGUGGUCUCCCAAAUACAACACAUGGGAGCCAGAAGAAAACAUCCUUGACCCGCGCCUCCUUGUGGCAUUUCAGUACAGGGAGCGGCAGGAGCAGCUGAUGGGAUAUCGUAAACGGGGGCCCAAACCAAAACAUCUUCUGCUGCAGGUGCCUUCGUUCGCCCGGAGAUCGAGUAUCCCCGCGGGCUUCGAGGAAUCCUCCGCGGACGCGGAAGACGGCCCGAAGUCCGACACCGCCCCGGUCCGGCGCUCCCGGCCCCAGCGGUACCAGCUGAACAGCAAGAAGCACCAUCGGUACCAGCCCGGCGGCCGGGAGGUGCCCGUCGAGCAGCCGGCCGACGGCAAGAAGAAGUACAUCUAUCGGCUCAACGGCAAGAAGCACCACCGCUACGAGCCUGACCCCAACAUGUACGACGCUCAGGCCUCCGGGCCGAAGAAGGCGGUCAGAGUUCAGGAAGCGGCCGGUCGGCCCGCCGACGCCGGCUGGGAUCUGCCUCUUGCGCUGCAGCAGAAAUGGGUUCGUGACAAAGACACGGGCUGCUCGAGCAAAGCGAAAGAGCUGGCAGCGGCGGUCGGAAAACCUGCUCCCAAAGUCGCGGAAAGCGAACGAGCGCUGAAGCCCAAUCCCAAGGACGCCACCCUGCCGACUUCUGUUAGCGGCAAAAUGAAGAUCAUCAAGAACAAAAACAAGAACGGACGAAUUGUUAUUGUCAUGAGCAAGUACAUGGACGGCAAUAAAGUUCACGGAGCAAAGGCCAAACACGGCGAAUCGUCGAGCGGAGAGAAAAGCCAAAACAAUCCCGCGCACGCAACCGAAAUGGUGGAGAACGGCAUUCCCAAAGAGAUGUGCAGCAGCAGUUCCCUCCCCGCCGCAGAACACCCCCAAAAGUGCUCCUCCAAGGACAGACAUUUCUUCAAGCCUUCGCCCAGCACGGCGGAGGAGUAUAACACAGAGGUCGCCCGGGGUCAGGCCGACUUACCCGACGAUCUGCCGCUCCGGCUGACCGCCGGCUCGCCCCCGACGUCUUGGCCGGCCGACGGCAACGUGGCCACGCCCGCCGUCGCCGACCCCAUCAGGAUUCCGUCCUACCCCGGCAGCCGGAAGAGGAAACUCUCCGAGCCCGCGGCCGAGCGCGGGGUUUCCGAGACGCCGUUUACUUCCGGGAGCCUCGGCGUUUCCAGAGCUUUCCGGCUCAGUCCGCCUCAGGACAAGCCUAUGGACCUCCACUGCGCCGGACGCGUCGGAACGCACGCGGCGGACCGCGGCGGCGGCCAGGAGGAGCCGAUGGAUCUGAGCCGCCCGAAGACUAAGAGGCGGACGGGGCCGGAAGUCGGACCCGAGCCCGAGCCGCGGCCCGAGCUUCGACCCCGACCCGAAGCGGCUCCCCGAGUCGAGGCCGCGCCGACGCCCGCCGUCCGAGAAGCCGGCCGGCACUCGCAGAAGACCGCUCAAAAGAUCUCUCCUUUUAUGGGCAAUAUCGUCAUCACUGAUGUGACAACAAACAGUCUGACGGUCACCUUCAAGGAGUACGUUUCUUUCCGAGGAAGCCGCUGACUCCUUCUGUCCAUUUGUGCAUACUGUAAAAACAUGGAGAUUUUGUACAUAUGCAAAGUUAUAAUUUAUCAUUCAAAUUGAAUAGGUUUCUUACAAUGUUUUAUACUGUAACUCUGAAACGUAGCCAAGCGAGUGCCCUCGAGGAUUUGAGUGAACACACGAAACGGGACGUAUUCCGCUAGUCUGUAUGCUGUUGUCUCAUACCUGUACCACACUUGUAAUCUCAGAUGUAUGAAGCUCGACACCGAUUUUUUGGGAAUCGAUCGGAUGGAUCAUUCGGGCGCGCUACAGAGGAACUUGUCGGGUCGACAGAGAUCGAGGAUCACGUUGAAAGCACUUAAUGACCUUUUCGCCUGCCCCUUAUUGUCAUUUGCCGUCAUUACUGGGGGACAAACCGCCGCUCUCUCUGAAGACAUUGUCAUCGGUUCGGACUCGAUUCGGGGAGGAGCGUUCGAACCGAUGAAUCGAUCGUUAGAAUUUCGGUCGAUUGUGUGGACUUGCCAGUGGAUCGAUCGUGUCCUGAAGCGACUCAUUGAUCAUUCGUCAAGGAAAUGGAGUCAAAUGCCCAGCCCGGGUUCUUACCCGUUAGGGAUCAGGCAGAUACGGUUCCACACAGAAAAGUGUCAUCUCGCGAACGCGCGAUUCCACACCUUAUUAGCAUUAUUCAUCUCAGCUCCUUGGUCAAGCUUAUGAAUAUUACGUGAUCUGAGAAGGCACGUGACUGCUGUUUGUUCGGGGUUGCGAAUUACUCGUCGAAGCUUUGCCGCAUCCGGUUAAACAAUUUAUCGUGAGCGCUAGCUGUUUUGUUUUAUGCCGCUGAGAACGCAGAUGUCGAGUCUGUCGGACGUACAGUGGGAAUCACCUUCUCUACGCACACUGAAUGCAAAACCAGUUGAAGAAUGCUAAAAUCCUACGAGAAUGAAACGGAAACGAGCAUAUUUAUUGAAUUUGUCGCGGAAGAAGCUGCAAAUGAUCUUUUAACAAAUGUUUUCGUGUGUCCGAUGACUAAUUUGGCUUCUCUCGGUCUUUUUUGGUUUCGCUUUAACGAAGAUCGUCAUGACGCUGGUGAGGAGGGAGUCUCUUGGCUUACUGCUGUCGGCGCAGUUUCACAAUAAAGAAAGAGAAGUUGUUA